Achroia grisella is the source of this 1240-nucleotide messenger RNA. RefSeq lists its product as uncharacterized. NCBI's taxonomy places the organism in Eukaryota, Metazoa, Arthropoda, Insecta, Lepidoptera, Pyralidae. The coding region runs from base 316 to 876 and encodes 186 amino acids. The transcript has 3 exons. The record is from RefSeq and is a predicted model, not a curated record.
GGUUUAAUUAAUCGAUUUUUAUAUUAAUCGAUCUCAAAUCGCCAUCCCUAUAAAAAAAUAAAAAAUGUAAACAGCAAAUAGUACUAUAGACAGAAACUUGAUGGAGGUGACCGUCACAUUACAUAAAUUUCAAUCCGAAAUAUAGUGCGUUUUCUGAAUUAACAACCUGAAUCGAUUUUGCAAUUUCAUUCUCUGAUACGCCUAUCGUGAUUAUUACAAAAAGUCUUUCCAUAUUACUGUUUUAUUUUAUUUUAUACGUCGGUAUACUCUCUUAUUCUCAUACAAACUCCUUGGAUAUCUAAUGUUUUUUACGCCAUGGAAAUGCAAGACGGCAACUUUCAGACCAUCAUGAGUACUUGGCGUCGUAUGUCUGGAGAAGAGAUAGAAUCUUCUGCUAUAGUUAGUAUGUCUGGAGACUCCAACGAAUAUGAUGUCCACAAGAAGAAAGAGGAGGAUAGCCAUUUAUUAGUUCCGUCUGUGUCUGAGAAAUCAAAACUCCCAGUAGCAGCCAUUGCCACAGCCGAAGUUGCGACUGCCACUGUUGACUUGCCACCGGCUAUUGUCGGGGAAGCAAGUCCAGAAGAGAAACAAGAACUGAUCAAGAAUGACAGUGAUGAAGCCAAAGAUGGUGCUGGUGAUGCAGAAAAGGAUAAAAAAUACAGUGACUACCUUGAAAACAAUUUGGAUACCGCCAGCAAAUCUGAUAACAAAUGGGAGAAUGAUAAACUUGGCGACAAAGACAAAGUGGACAGCGUGUAUCUGAGACCACCUCCGCCACACAAAGCUCAUUCUACAGCAUCCACGCCUGAAGAAGAAGAUUGCGGCAUCAAAUGCCUGUAUUAUACGCUCCAAUGCUGUGAUUGUGUGCUUAUGUAAUCAUCCAUUAUGUAGGUACAUGUUUAAUAUCUAAAAAGUCACAUCAUGUGAUUCAAUUUCUAACAAUUCUUAAUUUAAAUAGAUUAAAAUUUGUAGACAUGUUAUUUCAAAUGGUAUGGGGAAAUGUAAUUAUAGAAGUUUUGUUGUUUUCUGACUUGUUUAAAGAGAAGAGGGCUUUUUUUAAAUACAGUUGUUGGUAACGAGUGAGGGUAGUUCCGUUUUUUUGUUACUUAGUUAAUUUUGCUUGGGAAAUUCUACAUUUUUUUAUAUUAGUUUGAGGUAAAUAUUUUUUUUUGGGAUAUAAAAUAUUUUGUGAAGUAGUUUCUGGUAUAUGUUAUUAGGGGAACAGAGAAGUGGUUUAUAU